UCCGGGCACGCGCGCCGGCGACCAUGGCGUUUGCCCGGCUGGAGCGAGUACAUUAACCCCGGGAGGCGGCGGCGGCGGAGGGAGCGAGCGAGCCUCGAGCGGGCGGGCCCCAGCCUGAGGGAAGGGAGGAAGGGGCGGGGAGAGCGCCAGAGGGAGGCCGGUCGGCCACGGGCGGGCGGGCAGCGCAGCGCCGAGCAGGGCCCGCGGGCCCAUGAGGAGGCCCGGGGACCAUGGGCUCCAGGAUCAAGCAAAACCCAGAGACCACGUUUGAAGUUUAUGUGGAAGUAGCCUAUCCUAGGACAGGUGGCACUCUUUCAGAUCCUGAGGUGCAGAGGCAAUUCCCGGAGGACUACAGUGACCAGGAAGUUCUACAGACUUUGACCAAGUUUUGUUUCCCCUUCUAUGUGGACAGCCUCACAGUUAGCCAAGUUGGCCAGAACUUCACGUUCGUGCUCACUGACAUUGACAGCAAGCAGAGAUUUGGGUUCUGCCGCUUAUCUUCAGGAGCCAAGAGCUGCUUCUGUAUCUUAAGCUAUCUCCCAUGGUUCGAGGUAUUUUAUAAGCUACUUAACAUCUUGGCAGAGUACACAACAAAAAGACAGGAGAGUCAGUGGAAUGAACUUCUUGAAACUCUGCACAGACUUCCCAUCCCUGACCCAGGCGUGUCUGUUCAUCUCAGCGUGCAUUCUUACUUUACUGUGCCUGAUACCAGAGAACUUCCCAGCAUACCUGAGAAUAGAAAUCUGACAGAAUACUUUGUGGCUGUGGAUGUAAACAACAUGUUACAUUUGUAUGCCAGUAUGCUGUAUGAGCGUCGGAUCCUCAUCGUCUGCAGCAAACUCAGCACUUUGACUGCCUGCAUCCACGGCUCGGCCGCAAUGCUCUACCCCAUGUACUGGCAGCAUGUGUACAUCCCUGUGCUGCCCCCACAUCUGCUGGACUACUGCUGUGCUCCCAUGCCCUACCUCAUAGGAAUCCAUUUAAGUUUAAUGGAGAAAGUCCGAAACAUGGCCCUGGAUGAUGUUGUGAUUCUGAACGUGGACACCAACACCCUGGAAACUCCCUUUGAUGACCUCCAAAGCCUCCCAAAUGAUGUGAUCUCUUCACUGAAGAACAGACUGAAAAAAGUCUCCACAACCACUGGUGAUGGCGUGGCCAGAGCUUUCCUCAAGGCCCAAGCUGCUUUCUUUGGUAGCUACCGAAAUGCUCUAAAAAUUGAACCGGAGGAACCCAUCACCUUCUGCGAGGAAGCCUUCGUGUCCCACUAUCGCUCCGGAGCCAUGAGGCAGUUCCUACAGAACGCCACACAGCUGCAGCUCUUCAAGCAGUUUAUUGAUGGGCGAUUAGACCUUCUCAAUUCUGGUGAAGGUUUCAGCGAUGUUUUUGAAGAGGAGAUCAACAUGGGGGAAUAUGCUGGCAGUGAUAAACUGUACCAUCAGUGGCUCUCCACGGUCCGGAAAGGAAGCGGAGCAAUUCUGAAUACUGUAAAAACAAAAGCCAAUCCGGCCAUGAAGACUGUCUACAAGUUCGCAAAAGAUCAUGCAAAAAUGGGAAUAAAAGAGGUGAAAAACCGCUUGAAGCAAAAGGACUUCGCGGAGAACGGCUGUGCCCCCACUGCAGAGGAGCCGCUGCCAAAGACUGCCCCGUCACCCCUGGUGGAGGCCAAGGACCCCAAGUUCCGAGAGGACCGGAGACCAAUCACAGUCCACUUUGGGCAGCCACAAAGACUCCAUCCCACUCGACCGCCGCCUCCCAAGAUACAUCGCGCAAGGCCCGUCCGCCCACCCCGUCCUCAUGUUGUCAAGAGACCGAAGAGCAACAUCUCCGUGGAAGGCCGAAGGACAUCCAUCUCGAGCCCUGAACACCUGGUAAAGCCCCUGCGACACUAUGCGGUCUUCCUCUCCGAAGAGUCCUCUGAUGAUGAAUGCCAGCGGGAAGAGGCCCCGAGCACUGGCUUCACCGAAAGCUUUUUCUUCUCUGCUCCCUUUGAAUGGCCACAGCCAUAUCGGACGCUCAAGGAAUCAGACAGCGCAGAAGGCGAUGAGGCAGAGAGCCCCAGGCAGCUGCAGCGGGAACCCAGGGCCCCUGUCCUCGCCCCGCCUGACCGGGCUGCCAGCAUUGACCUCCUGGAAGACGUCUUCAGCAGCCUGGACAUGGAGGCCCCGGUGCAGCUGGGCCAGGCCAAGAGCCUAGAGGACCUUCGGGCCCCCAAAGACAUGCGAGAGCAGCCGGGGACCUUUGACUAUCAGCGGCUGGACCUGGGCAGGAGUGAGAGGAGCCUUGGGAUGAUGAUGGCCUUGAAGCUUGCCCACCCAUACAACAAGCUCUGGAGCCUGGGCCAGGACGACAUGGCCAUCCCCAGCAAGCCCCCCAGCACCUCCCCUGAGCAGCCCUCGGCCCUGCUUGGAAGCUCCCCGAGCCUGCCUUGCAGGCCUCCGGCCCGGGACGGCAUCCUGACUCCCAGCCACAAAGAGGAGGCUCCCACGCCCACUCCAGGCAGCAUCACCAUCCCCCGACCACAGGGCCGGAAGACACCAGAGUUGGGCAUCGUACCUCCACCACCCGCCGCCCGCCCAGCCAAGCUCCCAGCUGCCAGCAGAAUACUCGGGGACUUCUCAGCAGAUCAGGAGAGGCAAGCUGCUCUGAGCCCAGCCCUGUUCCCGGGGCUCCUCCCCAGGGUGGCACCCCAUGGUCCCACAGAACUGCUGCAACCACUCAGCCCAGCUCCAGCAGCUCCAGACACAGGCAGUGAUGCCCUGCUUGCCCUCCUGGACCCACUACACACAGCCUGGUCAGGUGACAUCGUCCCGCCACACCCCACCACCCCAAAUGUGGCCACCCCCUUCACCCCCCAGUUCAGCUUUCCACCUUCAGGGAUGCCCACCCCCUUCCCUCAGCCACCACUCAACCCUUUUGUCCCAUCUGUGCCAGUAGCACCCCCUGCCUUGCACCUGGGUUCCACACCAACUGGACCCUUUGGGGCCCCCCCAGCUUCCUUGGGGCCAUUUGCGCCCAGCCUCCUCCUGUCCAGUUCUGGCUUCUGCACACCUCACAGAUCUCAGACCAACCUGUCUGCCCUCUCCAUGCCCAACCUCUUCGGUCAGGUGCCCAUGGGCACCCACACCAGCCCCAUGCAGCCUCUGGGCCCCCCUUCUGUUGCCCCAUCGAGGAUCCGAACAUUGCCCCUACCCCGUUCAAGUGCCAGGGCAGCUGAGGCCAAGCAGGUGCUGGCCCUGAGGCCUGGGGAUCCCCCACUCCUGCCUCCCAGACCCCCCCGGGGCCUGGAGCCAGCAUUGCAGCCCUCUGCUCCUCCGCAGGCCAGUGAUCCCUUUGAGGAUUUGUUACAGAAAACCAAGCAGGACGUGAGGCCGGCCCCGGCACCCAGCUCAGUGGAGCAGCUCCGGAGGCAGUGGGAGACCUUUGAGUGAGUGGGCUGAGGGCACAGAGUCAUGGAGGCCCUCCACCCUGCACCUACCAGGGGGUGCCGGUGGGGAGGGAUGGGGCCUGCUCCCUACCCUUCUUCCACACGGCCCUGCUGCCCUGGGGGAUAGUGCCAGUGCCCACCCCCUCCUCAGCACCUGCUUGGGUUUUGCACUAGAGUCAGCUGGGCCAGCGACUGCCCCAGACCUCAUCCUGCCACCCCCUUCCUGCACCCCACUCCACAAGGAAUCCUGCUCUCUCUCUCCUGUCCAUCCUGCAGCCAACUUGGGGUUGCGACGCACAUAAGCCCCAGAGUGAGCCAUGUGCAGGAGACACAGGUGGCUCAGGGGUGGUGUGAGGGCCCUUCCCAGGCUGCAGGGCUCCCCAGAGGAGCAGCUCCAAACCCACUCUAGCAAUAUACUCUUUUCAUGGGUCUCCACCCCAGCCCACAGGUUCCAGUUGUUUCUGGGGGCCACAUUGUUCCUCCAGGGCCUUGUGGUGGCCAAACCCAGCCCCAGACAUUCCCAUGUGGGGCCAGGGAGCACCAGCAACUCUGAUUUGUAAAAGGAAAAAGAUCCCCACAGCCUGAGUGUCACAUUGGGACCUCAAGGCUGUCCCACUCUUCUGUCACUGUCAAAGAUGGGGCUCAGCUUCCUGCCCUCUGGGACUUCACAGGCAGAGCUGAGUAGCAGCCACCCAGCUGCCAACUCCAAGGCCAGAGACGACAGAGGUGCCACCACAACCUGAGUACCCUGGGCAGGACCAGGAAGCCCUGGACCCUCGCAGCCUCUGUGGAGGGGACUUGGGGACACCUAAGAGUCAGCCCCUCCACAUCCACCCUGAGCUGCUCAGCAGGCUGCUCGCCAGCACAGAGAUUCCUGAGGCCAACAUCACCAAAGUUAAAUUGGAAUGUAUUGUUAUUGUUUCUUUUAUCUUUCUUUUCCUUUGUACCUUAUUGAUUUGAUGAAUCUUGAAAACUCUUUUCAAUAAACCAAGUUUGAAAACAGCCCAACCAUUUAAGAAAACAACCAUCUGAGGCACGCAGGAAAUUGUGAGCAUUUUGACCUCAUUUCUCAUUUCCUAUUCGUGAACCGUCAGACAAGUCUUCCUGGGGGGCAGGGUGUCUGGUGACGAAGGAGUCUUUGGAGGUCCCCAACACACCAGAGAGCCCCCUGUGUCUGAGAGGCUGGGAGGACACCACCACUGCUCAGGAGUUGCUGAGGCCUGGGCCACCUGGCAAGCAGCCCUUUCCAGGUCAGCUGUUACCCAGGACAAGUCCACCCCGUGUCAGGAGUGCUCUCUGACGGCCGGGGAGCCCCGUCUCACAUGGGCUGUGUGGGCCCCCUCCGGGACUCAGGCACUGCAGCACAGGUUCCAGUUCCACACCCGUCCUUGGCAGGCCUUGGGCCCAAUGGGGACAUGGCAGCCCCCGCAGCCUGGAGGAGAUGAGGUGCCAGGUGGCCCAGGUAAGCAGGCACACCUCAUUGUCCAUGGCUGUGCUGGCAGCCGGUGGCCAGCACUCCAGGUUCAUGCGAACACCGCAGUCUUCACUCACCAGAUGGAAUUCGCAAACCCAAGGAUCUGUGUGUCCACUCAAUAAAGCCUUCUUGGGGAAAAGGCUGACAUCCUUGUGUCCUUAAAGGAAGCUGUGGGCAGGAGAGGCCCCAGUGGCCCCAGACUCCUUUACCAUCCCUCCAGUGGAGUGGAGGCAGGCAAGGGGCAGGAAGGGAAAGAUUCCCACCAGUCCAUCCCCUCGGAGCUCAGGGCCAGGCACUGCUGCCUCAUAGGCAGGACAUGGGUGUGCUGGAUGUCCUGAGGCCUGGGCCACCUGGCACACAGCCCGUCGCAGGUCAGUUCCACACAGUCCUGCUGGAACCACAGAGCAGGGUUGUAGGCCGCCAACAGUGUCCAGGGCACCCAAGGUACCAGGAAAAAACAAAUGCAGGGCUCAUCCGCAAGGGCAGAGCCUCCGAUCAGACUGUAGCCUUAUCGGGCACUUGUUUGAAGGGAGCAGCCAGACCAGUCACCCACAGUGACCAUCAUCACAGAGUUAAAGCAAAUCAUGCUGAAGUGUCAACUGCAAUGUCCCCUUUUAGGAGCCUGAAGUUGGCACUGGUUGCCAAAUCUCUGACUUCAUAACCCAGCCAGAGAGCCCUCCUGCUCUGCGCCCUCUCAGGAGCAUGGAGAGAAAAGAAAGGCAGGCGGGAUAAGCUCGGGGGGGGGGGGGCCAGUGCGGCGCCUCUGGCAGUGCCCCAGGGGAAAUCAACCAACUUAGAAGUGUAAGAGUCUCCUGGUCUUGGCCUUGGAGCUCACAUCAUAGGAGGUGCCAGCCUGAGAGGUAAGGACACUGGGGGCCCUCUCCGGCUCAUUGGGAUUCUGUGAAGCCAAGGGAGGCAGGUGCCCUCGCAUCUGAGGUCACACUGUGAUGAAGGGAUGCGGCACCAUCCUCCUCCACUCCACCCCUGGAGGACUGGCUCUGACACCAGUGCCUGCGGAGCACAGGUGCUUGGCAGGUGGCUCCAAGGGCUUCUUCCAGCACCUCCCUGUGCCAGCCCACAACCACAUACAGGGCCAGCCUGGGGGACAAAUAGCCACUAGAGAACCGGAGUGCUCAGGUGAGCUGUGAGGACAAGUCCCCUUCAUCCUGCCGGGCCCCGGGUAGGAGCCUUCCCACCUCUAACCAAGGGAAAUGACACUUCAGACACCAAGGACACCUCUGCCAUCCUUCACAUUAGAGGAGCUGAACAACGUCAUGUCUCCUUUCCUGGCUGGCAGCCCCUCUGAUCCUCACAACAGCCCUGAGAGGCAGGCAGGAGGGAUCAUCUGCCAAUACCCCUAGCCAGGCAGGAAAUUCAGGGCAGCGUCCUCUGCUCCUGCGGCCUGCCCAGCAGACACAGCAUCGGUGGGCGGCUCUGGGAUUCCCAUCGGUGUGACUGGCUCUGGCACUGGCAGGACAGAUCCGCCUGAAGGCACUUUUGUUCUGGGAGCCAGGAACCCAUUGAAUGCCCUCCCUCCAUUUUCCCAGCAGUCUCUGGGGCAGACUGCCUCUGCAGUGGGGAGACAUGUCAGAACCAAAGCCGUGGUGCCAGGCCAAGCCCUGGCUGAACCUCCUGGAGAACUUGCAGCCUUGAGCUGCCCCUGCCCCAAGAUGCACAGGUGCCCCCUGCUCUCAGAGCAGCCACGUCCCCCACAGGGUCACCUGCCCUCACUACACAGUCACACACACAUGGCAGCAGAGGCAGACACACCACAAGACACACUACAACACCCACAGCGGACUUAGGCAUCCGCCCAUAUUCAGGCACACACGCUCCUGACCAUGCCACCUGCACCUGUGUGCCCCCACACACAGCUGUACACCUUCCAGGGUGGCCUGGAGGGCCAAGUGGAGAGGUGCACCACCUCGAGGCGCCCUCUGCUUUCCUGAGCUGUUCCCCUUUCCUCAGUGCCUGAUGGGGCAUCCGCAAAGGCUGCCAGCCACAAGGACGUUCCAGCAGGUGUCCUGGGUCCUGGGAGCGGCUUUUUUGGGUCUCCAGUUGGAAAUCCU
Messenger RNA from Octodon degus (degu), 6967 nucleotides. RefSeq names its product DENN domain containing 1A (gene Dennd1a). Gene Ontology annotation, cellular component: cytosol; clathrin-coated vesicle. Gene Ontology annotation, biological process: endocytic recycling; endocytosis. The record is from RefSeq and is a predicted model, not a curated record. The transcript is spliced from 24 exons. Gene Ontology annotation, molecular function: guanyl-nucleotide exchange factor activity; phosphatidylinositol phosphate binding. NCBI's taxonomy places the organism in Eukaryota, Metazoa, Chordata, Mammalia, Rodentia, Octodontidae. The coding region runs from base 231 to 3428 and encodes 1065 amino acids.